This is a messenger RNA of Rhineura floridana, 8935 nucleotides long. It is a transcript of the gene DDB1, whose product is annotated as damage specific DNA binding protein 1. The transcript is spliced from 27 exons. Lineage: Eukaryota; Metazoa; Chordata; Lepidosauria; Squamata; Rhineuridae. Gene Ontology annotation, biological process: proteasome-mediated ubiquitin-dependent protein catabolic process; DNA repair. Gene Ontology annotation, molecular function: nucleic acid binding; protein binding. The record is from RefSeq and is a predicted model, not a curated record. Gene Ontology annotation, cellular component: site of double-strand break; nucleus. Bases 315 to 3737 code for a protein of 1140 amino acids.
CUUCCCAGAGUUAUUUUACCAGCAGGCGUGUAGCGCGCCCUAGUUUCCUACGGGGCUCUUUAUCUACACAUGCGCAUAAGAGAGUCUUCCUUUUGGGGCCUUACAUCCCUUGGACCAGAAAAGGGCGCUGUCACAUUUACGUAUUAGCAUCAGUAGCCUUCCUAUCAUACUUCCCGUGGUGCCUCGCGCGGGGCUCUCUAGCAGCAGCUUCUCGCUGGUGCUGGAGGCGGUAGAGCGGCAAUCAAGACAGCACUCCCCAUCCCCAACCCGUCGCCUUCCGUGCCUCUUCAUCUACCCCGCUCCCCGCUAUCGCCAUGUCGUGCAACUAUGUGGUGACGGCACAGAAGCCCACGGCCGUCAACAGCUGUGUCACCGGACAUUUCACCUCCGCGGAGGACCUCAACUUGCUCAUUGCCAAGAAUACCCGUCUGGAGAUCUAUGUGGUCACUGCGGAAGGGCUGAGGCCCGUCAAGGAGGUGGGCAUGUAUGGCAAAAUCGCGGUCAUGGAACUCUUCCGGCCCAAGGGUGAGAGCAAGGAUUUGCUGUUUAUUCUGACAGCAAAAUAUAAUGCCUGCAUCCUUGAGUACAAACAAAGUGGAGAGAGUAUUGACAUCAUCACCCGAGCACAUGGCAAUGUUCAGGAUCGUAUUGGUCGUCCCUCAGAGACAGGUAUAAUUGGCAUAAUUGACCCAGAGUGCAGGAUGAUUGGACUGCGACUCUAUGAUGGCCUCUUCAAGGUGAUUCCUCUGGAACGGGAAAAUAAGGAAUUAAAGGCAUUUAACAUCCGAUUAGAGGAGCUGCAGGUCAUCGAUGUCAAGUUCCUGUAUGGGUGCCAGCCCCCAACCAUCUGUUUUGUUUACCAGGAUCCACAGGGCCGGCAUGUCAAGACGUAUGAAGUGUCUUUACGCGAGAAAGAGUUUAACAAGGGACCCUGGAAACAGGAGAAUGUGGAGGCUGAAGCUUCCAUGGUAAUUGCAGUGCCUGAGCCAUUUGGAGGGGCUAUCAUCAUUGGACAAGAAUCUAUCACCUACCACAAUGGUGAUAAAUAUUUGGCAAUAGCCCCACCCAUCAUCAAGCAAAGUACAAUUGUAUGUCAUAACCGUGUGGAUCCAAAUGGGUCCCGUUACCUUCUUGGGGACAUGGAGGGUCGCCUCUUCAUGCUGUUAUUGGAGAAGGAGGAGCAGAUGGAUGGUGGUGUCAGUCUCAAGGACCUGCGUGUGGAGCUUCUUGGAGAGACAUCCAUUGCUGAAUGCCUGACUUACCUAGACAAUGGUGUUGUGUUUGUUGGCUCUCGGCUUGGGGACUCCCAACUUGUAAAGCUCAACGUAGACAGUAAUGAGCAAGGCUCAUACGUUGUCGCCAUGGAAACCUUCACCAACCUCGGCCCCAUUGUGGACAUGUGUGUGGUAGAUCUUGAGAGACAGGGCCAAGGACAGCUGGUUACAUGCUCUGGUGCUUUUAAGGAGGGCUCUCUGAGGAUCAUCCGGAAUGGGAUUGGGAUUCACGAACAUGCCAGCAUUGAUCUGCCAGGGAUUAAAGGAUUGUGGCCUCUGAGGUCAGACUCGCACCGUGAAACUGAUAACACCUUAGUGCUGUCUUUUGUGGGCCAAACCAGAGUUUUGAUGUUGAAUGGAGAGGAAGUAGAGGAAACUGAAUUGACAGGAUUUGUGGACGAUCAGCAAACUUUUUUCUGUGGCAAUGUGGCCCAUCAGCAGCUAAUCCAGAUCACAUCUGCCUCAGUACGGCUUGUCACUCAGGAGCCCAAGGCCCUUGCAAGUGAAUGGAAAGAGCCCAAUGGGAAGAACAUCAGUGUGGCUUCCUGUAACAGCAGUCAAGUGGUGGUGGCUGUGGGGAGAGUUCUGUACUAUCUAGAGAUCCAUCCCCAGGAACUCAAGCAGAUAAGCUGCACAGAGAUGGAGCAUGAGGUGGCCUGCCUGGACAUCACUCCCCUGGGAGACACCAGUGGCAUGUCCCCUCUGUGUGCUAUUGGCCUUUGGACUGACAUAUCGGCCCGCAUUCUUAAGUUGCCCUCGUUUGACCUCUUACACAAGGAGAUGUUGGGAGGAGAGAUUAUCCCACGUUCGAUUCUGAUGACUACCUUUGAGAGUAGCCAUUACCUGCUUUGUGCCCUGGGGGAUGGGGCUCUCUUCUACUUUGGGCUGAACAUUGAGACAGGUUUGCUGAGUGAUCGUAAGAAAGUGACACUCGGUACCCAGCCCACUGUUUUAAGGACUUUCCGUUCCCUCUCCACCACCAAUGUGUUUGCCUGCUCUGACCGCCCAACAGUGAUUUACAGCAGCAACCACAAACUGGUCUUCUCCAAUGUCAAUCUUAAGGAGGUGAACUACAUGUGCCCUCUCAACUCAGAUGGGUACCCUGAUAGCCUAGCUUUAGCCAACAACAGCACUUUGACUAUUGGCACCAUUGAUGAAAUUCAGAAGCUGCACAUCCGCACCGUUCCCCUUUAUGAGUCACCCAGGAAGAUCUGUUAUCAGGAAGUAUCUCAAUGUUUUGGCGUACUCUCCAGUCGCAUUGAGGUUCAGGAUGCCAGUGGAGGCACCACUGCACUGAGACCCAGUGCAAGCACCCAGGCCCUCUCCAGCAGUGUGAGUUCCAGCAAGUUGUUCUCUAGCAGCACAGCCCCACAUGAGACUUCAUUUGGUGAAGAAGUAGAGGUGCACAACCUACUCAUUAUAGAUCAGCACACAUUUGAAGUUCUUCAUGCGCACCAAUUUCUGCAGAAUGAAUAUGCACUAAGCCUGGUCUCCUGCAAAUUGGGCAAAGACCCCAACACAUAUUUUAUUGUAGGCACAGCCAUGGUGUAUCCUGAUGAGGCUGAACCCAAGCAGGGUCGUAUUGUGGUGUUCCACUAUUCUGAUGGUAAAUUGCAGAGUCUGGCUGAGAAAGAAGUGAAAGGGGCUGUCUAUUCUAUGGUGGAGUUCAAUGGAAAACUCUUAGCCAGCAUAAACAGCACGGUGCGGCUAUAUGAGUGGACAGCAGAGAAGGAGCUUCGCACAGAGUGCAAUCAUUACAACAACAUCAUGGCGCUGUAUGUAAAGACGAAGGGUGACUUCAUCUUAGUUGGAGAUCUAAUGCGCUCUGUCCUUUUGCUUGCCUAUAAGCCUAUGGAAGGGAACUUUGAAGAGAUUGCUCGUGAUUUUAAUCCAAAUUGGAUGAGUGCUGUGGAGAUUUUGGAUGAUGACAACUUCCUAGGGGCAGAGAACGCUUUUAACUUGUUUGUAUGCCAGAAGGACAGUGCUGCCACAACUGAUGAGGAACGCCAGCAUUUGCAGGAGUUUGGGCUGUUCCAUCUGGGGGAGUUUGUCAAUGUCUUCUGUCACGGGUCUCUCGUCAUGCAGAAUCUGGGUGAAACAUCCACACCGACACAGGGCUCGGUGCUUUUUGGCACAGUCAAUGGAAUGAUUGGGCUGGUGACUUCACUGUCAGAAAGCUGGUAUAACUUCCUGCUGGAUGUGCAGAACAGACUUAACAAAGUCAUUAAGAGUGUAGGAAAGAUUGAACAUUCCUUCUGGAGAUCGUUUCAUACAGAACGCAAAACAGAACCAGCUACUGGGUUUAUUGAUGGAGACUUAAUCGAAAGCUUUCUGGACAUCAGCCGACCCAAGAUGCAAGAAGUGGUGGCUAACCUACAGAUUGAUGAUGGCAGUGGAAUGAAGAGAGAGGCCACAGUGGAUGACCUAAUCAAGAUUGUGGAAGAGCUCACCCGUAUCCACUAGUUGGAUGAGGAAAUAUUUCCUAGCUCCUUCCUUCAUGCUAGCAUUUGGAGUGUUUCCCACCUGCAGCUGGGAUCCCCUAGCCAGUUGCACUGUAACACUAGAGGCAGUAGCAAUGCUCCUGGGUGAAAGUGGGGAAUCUCUCUGAACGGAAGCCAUCUUGCUAGGGACUUGCAGAUGAAAUAUUGGCUGUUGAUGACAUAAAGUCCUGCUUGGACUCACCAGUCCUGUGGCUCUCAUCUGCCAACCCAGUACUGGUUUCAGCCAUUUCCCAUUGAGUAACCGCUAGCGGUUGGCAAAGGUGUGCCCCCUACCUAGACUUUUCCCACAGCUCAUUCACUGUUGUCUUUUAGUAUACUUUUUGGAUUUGUUUUGAGUUGUUCCUUGUGUUUUGAAGUGGGAAUCUUUUUCCUCUUCAUCUGUUUGGAUGAGGUGUGGCUAGAUGACUGUGUCUGGUGUUGGGGAGAUGUGAGUUGUGCCUACUCUGGCUUUAUGGAGGUGCCAGUCCGAGUAGGGAACCCAAGUGGGUAGAAGACCUCUCUAUCACUAGCCUUGCUGCUCAUUCAGGGAGGAGGGGCUGGAAAACAAAAAUAUUCUGUUGUUAGUUUUGGAAUUUUACCAAAUAAAAGUAGUCCAAGAGGAAAAGUUUGGCUGCUGUUGUCAAAAUCUUCCCCUGCUCUGCUAUCCCUUUUGGGUCAGAAAAAGAUCCUUUUAUUUCAUACCCUUGUAACACACCUGUUACUCCAUCUAUGUUAAAGUGGAUGUUCUUGUUUAGUUUUCGCUUUAGUGUUUAACUUCCUCAAAACCUCUGCUUGCAAAAGAAGUGUGAAGAGGCUGACAAUAUAAUAGCAGAAGGCACGGAUCAGGGAUUAACUGCUUUUUUCUUUGUUGCUGGACAGUGAUCUCAAUAUGGGAUUCUCUUCCUUUCCAGUCAGGAGGAGGUAGACUUCAUGAAAUUGAGGGUGGCUCUGAGUUGGAUGAGGAAACGCACCCCUUUCCUCUUAAGAUCCACUAAUCACUUUCCCUCUCCAAAUUUCACCAGCUUUGGUCUAUUGUUUGUCAUAUGCUAGGAUAUUUUUUUCCUUCACCAUAUUAGGAUUCAAAGGAGCUUUUAGGACUAGAUGUCAGUGGUGGAUCAUCUGCCUUGCACGCAGAAGGCCCCAAGUGAAGUCCCUGACAUCUCCAGAUAAGGCUGGGAGACGCUCCUGCCUAAAACCCCAGAGAGAUGCUGCAAGUCAGUGUAGACAGUACAGAACUAGAUGGACCAAUGGUCUGACUCAGUCUAAGGCAGCUUCCUACAGUAGGCCCCACUUUUCAGUGUUCUGCUAAUAUGGCGGCUUUCAAAUAGAGUAAGGCCCCACUCAUACAGUGCUUGUUCUGCUUUUACAGCAUUUUUUGGGCAUCAGGCACUAUUUUAUUGACGGAGUUCUGCUUUUCAGCGGGUUUUGCUUUUCGGCGGAGGUCUGAAACAUAACCCGCUGUAUGAGUGGGGCCCUACUGUAUGUUCCUCCUUUGACUCCUUCCAAGACCCUACUAAAACUGAGCUCAUGGUCUGAGGGGAGGAUGCUGUUCAAGCUACUUAAUACAUUGCACAGAAGUGCAUGGAGGGCCUAAGAAGCCCUCCUGAAAUUUUUAUAUGGAAAGGUGGGGUGAUUUUUUUUAAACUCCUGUAUUCAAUUUAACAAGGGUAUGAAAAACAAAGACACAACAAAAUACAACACAAAACUAGCAGCUGUAUUUAACAGUCGGGUUUUGGUGGGAUGAGAAGAUUACAGAAAUUUCUAGCAUACAUAAGUUGAGGGUAACAUUUUUAUUCCUAUACAAUAAGUAAAGUUCUCUUUGUGAAUUAGGGUCUAUGAAUUUGAUCAGACCAAAAGUGCAGUUGGAUAUCUGGAGGAUGCCUAGCAUACCCUUCUCGAUUAAGAAAUGCCAAAAAAGGCUAGUAUGCACUGGCAAAUUUAUCUAAUUUUAUCAAGCCCCUGCAAACUGUACUCUGUUAAUUUUUCUUGUUGUUGUUAUGUUCCUUUAAGUCCACUAUGACUUAUGGCGACCCUAUGAAUCAGUGACCUCCAAGAGCACCACCCUGUUCAGAUCUUGUAAGUUCAGGUCUGUGGCUUCCUUUAUGAAAUCACUCUUGUUUGGUCUUCCUCUUUUUCUACUCCCUUCUGUUUUUCCAGCACUAUUGUCUUUUCUAGUGAAUCAUGUCUUCUCAUUAUGUGUCCAAAGUAUGAUAACCUCAGUAUCAUCAUUUUAGCUUCUAAUGAUAGUUCUGGUUUAAUUUGUUCUCAUACCCAAUUAUUUGUCUUUUUCUGAGUCCAUGGUAUGCACAAAGCUCUCCUCCAACACCACAUUUCAAAUGAGUUGAUUUUUCUCUUAUCCGCUUUUUUCACUGUCCAACUUUCACAUCCAUACAUAGAGAUCAGGAAUACCAUGGUCUGAAUCAUCCUGACUUCAGUGUUCAGUGAUACAUCUUUGCAUUUGAGGACCUUUUCUAGUUCUCUCAUAGCUGCCCUCCCCAGUCCUAGCCUUCUUCUGAUUUCUUGACUAUUGUCUCCCUUUUGGCUAAUGACUGUGCCAAGGUAUUGAUAAUCCUUGACAAGUUCAGUGUCCUCAUUGUCAACUUUAAAAUUACAUAAAUCUUUGUUGUCAUUACUUUAGUCUUCUUGACGUUCAGCUGUAGUCCGGUUUUUAUGCUUUUCUCUUUAACUUUCAUCAGCAUUUGUUUCAAAUCAUUACUGGUUUCUGCUAGUAGUGUGGUAUCGUCUACAUAUCUUAAAUUAUUGAUAUUUCUCCCUCCAAUUUUCACACCUCCUUCAUCUUGGUCCAAUCUUGCUUUCCGUAUGAUAUGUUCUGUGUACAGAUUAAAUAAAUAGGGUGAUAAAGUACACCCCUGUCUCACACCCUUUCUGAUGGAAAACCAAUCAGUUUCUCCAUAUUCUGUCCUUACAGUAGCCUCUUGUCCAGAAUAUAGGUUGCGCAUCAGGACAAUCAGAUGCUGUGGCACCUCCAUUUCUUUUAAAGCAUUCCAUAGUUUUUCAUGAUCUACACCAGCCUUUCCCAACCAGUGUGCCUCCAGAUGUUGUUGGACCACAAUUCCCAUCUUUCCUGAUCAUUGGCAAUGCUGGCUGAGGCUGAUGGGAGUUGUGGUCCAACCACAUCUGGAGGCACACCGGUUGGGAAAGGCUAAUCUACACAGUCAAAGGCUUUGCUGUAAUCUAUAAAGCACAGGGUGAUUUCCUUCUGAAAUUCCUUGGUCCGUUCCAUUAUCCAAUGUAUGUUUGCGAUAUGAUCUCUGGUGCCUCUUCCCUUUCUAAAUCCAGCUUGGACGUCUGGCAUUUCUUGCUCCAUAUUUUUCUAGCAAUGCCAAAUUCCAAACUUUGCUCCAACAGCCCUCAAGUGUAAAAGAAGAGCUGUGUUUCCUGUGAUAAGCUGUCUCUAAUUUGGCAGCUGCUAAAAGGAACAGGAUUAGGGUUUUGUGGUGGGACACCUGUGUUGACCCUCAUAAAAUACAGAAAAAAUAAUUUUAAUAAAAUGUAAACCACCAUGCUAAGAGGCAGAUGCACAGGAGCUGGUGCCAUUGCCAUCCAACUAGCUGUCAGGUUCUUGCUGCCAUCCAACGUGCUCAGUUUCAGCUGUGUUGUCUGCCACUCUCAUGAAGACUUAUCACCACCUCAUUAACAGCUUCCCCCAGCUUUUGAAAAGCUUAAAUGCAGAUGGGGAAAACCUGAUGUCUAGUAGGCUUUCAACUCUGUCAAACUAUCCCAAGCACUUGUUUAUGACAUACUGUGGGUGGAGGCAGUGGCUCCCAUUUGCUUCUCAGGGUCUUCCUCUGUUUGUUGUGACCAAGCCGUACACAGAAUAAAACAAUUUGCAGUUUGCUGUAAUAUCCAGCAGAGGGCAGAACAUUUCCUAGAUGUCUCAAGGCUUUUAAGCCAACAGUUCUCCGCACCUGCAAUAGCAUGAAGCCAUGUCCUGUACAAAUUCUUUUUGUUGAUUGUGGCCUCUGGCUUCUCAUCUCUUCUAAAGAGAUGCCAAGACACUGUUGCUGACAGUCUGGCAGACAUUUAGGGCCUUUUUUUGUUGUUGCAUUGUACAAUGCUGUUACUAAGAUGCGGUGCUAAGGCUACUAGUGCCAUAGGCAGCAAGCUUCCCGUAAAACAUUGUAUCCUUCAAAAGGUUUUCCCUUGGAGCAGGGUGUCUUGGAAACAUAUAUUUUAUAAGAGAUGUAGACUAUGUAACCUUACACAGAUCUGUAAACCUUCCUAUGUAGCUAGUAGCCAAGUUGAUUUUAUAGUAAGAGCUCUCAUAGAGCCUGGCUGCAUUCCCAGAAGGAAUUAUUAAGAGAUCUGAAACUUCAAACUACAGCAUUCUAUUCCCAGCAGUUCUCUUGGUUUUGCCUUGAAUAAACUAGCAGCAUCUGAUAGCUUUUAACUAAUAUGGUUGCAUCUGCUAAUUACUGUUUGUGAGAAUUUAUGUUCAUAUGUACAAGAAUGCUCACAAGUGGAUAAGUGGGCUCCUGCUGGGAGGAAGGGCAAGAUAUUAAACAAAUAAAUAAGUAUGUCAGCGUUCUCAGAUGAGUAGCAUGGGUAGGAAUACCUCUUGAUUUUCCUUACAAUGCUUUCCAUAAUUUUUCAUGCUUUCAUUGACUUGUGAAAUAGUAGAGUUAUGAAAUGUUGAAAAAAUGCUUCUAGUGGAAUGGGGCCGUAAUACUACCACCAACCCAACAUCUAGAACUCUUCCUCUUAUAGAGGGUGGUGGAGCCCCCCCCCCAUCAAGUCAAUACACAUUAAGAUGGCUAAUAUCUCAUAUAAAUGUAGUAGGCACAAUGUUAAAUAUAUAGACAAAUACUACACAAUAUACAGAAAUACAUGUAUAAUAUAUAUGUUUUAGCACAACAAACCAAGUGUAAUCAACAUCUAUAGUGCAUAGUUUUGCAGGGGGGGGGAUGAGAAAAUCCUAUAGUUAGGUAUGUGUCAGAUGCCUGGGAUGUGGCUUUUUUAGGGAGGGCCAUAGCUCAGUGGAUACAGAACAUACUUUACAUGGAAAAGAUCCCAGGUUCAGGUCCUGGCAUCUCCAGCUAGGGUUGGGAAAGACACUUUGGAAAGCUGUUGCUAGUCUGUAAACAGUACAGAGCUAGAUGGAACAAUGGUCUGACCCAGUACGAGGCAGCUUCUUGCAUUCCUAAAAGCAAAGAUCUAAUA